UUUAAUUGAGUCUUAAUUCUGGUCAGAGGUUAAAAAUACCGAAAAUACACGCCUCUUUUUUCGGUGCUCCUUUUCUCUCUCUCUUCAAGGAUCAAGUAGCCGCCGAAUCUUUUUCUGGGCCCUGAUAGACGGUUCGAUUUGAUGGCCUACCGAGGUCGAGGGCGUGGUGGAUUUGGAGGUGGCAAUUUGCGACUAGCUAAGCAAGUUCCAUUUGAACUUUUCCCUGAAAUUGAGAACUUAGGUAAUGCGGCAAGUGUCACUGAAAGGACAACACUGGCAAUUUGGCACUCAAAGUUACAGAAGUAUUGGAACUCCUCUCCUUACUAUUUGGGAGAGGAAAGUGAUGUUUUGAAGAAAACAAAAGGCAUGGAUAUAGAAAGAUUCUCAGAUAGGAAGUCAGAGAGGGGCAAGUCAAAGCCACCAUUGUCGCACUUCAUAAGGAUGGAUCCAGCCUAUGUUCCUGCAGAACUAGCUAAAGGUGGAAGGGAGGAGAAUCGUGCUGCGAAAAGAGUGCGCUGGAACCCAGAGUCAGACAUGCAAAAAUUGGAUCUUCUUGAGAAGCUUGAUAAGAAGCUUGAGGGCGAUGAGGAGAAGAAAAAAGACGGUGAAGACGAGGAGGACGAACAAGAGGAGAAAAUUGAAGAGGAAGAAGAAGAAUUUAGUGACGACGGAGAUUACAACCAGAAUCUUUAUGAUUAUGAUGAUGAUGAAGACGACUACAAUAUGAAUGAAGAUAAUAAUGGUUUGUUUGGAACACUAAAGUUACUUGAUAUGCCAACAUCUCCCGUUAUAGAGGAAUAUGAAAGUAUAAUAAUUACAGAUAGUACACCAAGUUUUAUUGAAGUAGGAUAAGUAUACCAAGAUAAGCAAACAAUUGCAACUGCAAUGAAGCACUAUUCUGUCAUGCACAAGUUCUAAUUCAGGGUUAAAAGAUCUAGUGCUAGAAGCUACUGGCUGAUAUGUGUUGGUGAAAACUGUACAUGGCACUUCAAGGCAACUAGCAUAAAUGAUUCUGCAAUGUUCAAGGUCAGAAAUUUCAACAGCCAACACACAUGCUCUUUAAUGGACAAUACAUUCAUACAACGCAAACCUACUGCCAUGGUAGUUGGUAGCAUGGUUAUUCCAAAAUAUUAUGAUCCUAAGACAAUUUACACACCGAAAGACAUAUAAUUUGACAUGUUGUCUGAACACGACGUGAAUCUAACCUACAUGCAAGCUUGGAGAGCAAAGGAAAAGGCUUUACAGUUUUUGAGAGGUCAUCUUGCUGACUCCUACAACAAAUUUCCUAGUUAUUUGUAUAUUCUAGAGAAGACUUAUCCGGGGUCUGUAGUUAAAUUGAAGAAGGCAGACGAUGACUGCUUCUUGUAUGUAUUUGUUGCGAUUUGUACGUCAAUCAGUGGUUGGGAAUAUUGCAGGCCAGUUGUAGUAGUUGAUGAGACCUUCUUAAAGUCAGGAUACAGGGGAAUAAUGCUAACAACCAGUACAAUGGAUGCAGCAGAUAUUGAAGUUUUAUUGUAGAAAUAUUGUAGCUUGUAUGUUUUUUGUAGUACUUGUAGAUAUGUUGUAGAUAUAUUGUAGAAAAGUUGUAGUUUGUAUGUAUAUGUCUUCUUCUGCAUUU
Messenger RNA from Nicotiana tabacum (common tobacco), 1618 nucleotides. RefSeq lists its product as uncharacterized. NCBI's taxonomy places the organism in Eukaryota, Viridiplantae, Streptophyta, Magnoliopsida, Solanales, Solanaceae. Gene Ontology annotation, cellular component: RNA polymerase III complex. Gene Ontology annotation, biological process: transcription by RNA polymerase III. The record is from RefSeq and is a predicted model, not a curated record.